Molecule: messenger RNA, 1971 nt
Organism: Fusarium vanettenii 77-13-4
Lineage: Eukaryota; Fungi; Ascomycota; Sordariomycetes; Hypocreales; Nectriaceae
Exons: 3
Coding region: 1-1503 (500 amino acids)
Biological process (GO): protein deneddylation
Cellular component (GO): COP9 signalosome
Source: RefSeq, a predicted model, not a curated record
AUGUCCGACGACGAGGAUUUUAUGCAAGAGUCGGACGAGGAGCAGCACGUUUACCCAGCCGCGCAAGCCUGGUACGACUUUGAGUACGAGGAAGACGACGACGAGGAUUCCGGCAAUGUCGAUAUCGAGAACAAGUACUACAACGCCAAGCAGCUCAAGCUGUCAGACCCUGAGGACGCCGUCGCCGAGUUCCUAGGCAUCCCGCCAUUAGAAGAGGAAAAGGGAGAAUGGGGCUUCAAAGGUUUGAAGCAGGCCAUAAAGUUGGAGUUUAAGCUAGGGCAAUACGACAAGGCCGCUGAGCACUAUGCAGAGCUCCUCACAUACGUCAAGUCAGCCGUCACCCGAAACUACUCGGAAAAGUCCAUCAACAACAUGCUCGACUACAUCGAAAAGGGCUCCGACGGCCCCGAGGCUGUCAGAAGUAUGGAGCAAUUCUACUCGCUCACCCUUCAGAGCUUCCAGAGCACCAACAAUGAGCGGCUAUGGCUCAAGACCAACAUCAAACUAGCCAAGUUACUUCUCGACCGAAAGGAAUACCCCGCCGUGGCUAAGAAACUCCGAGAGCUCCACAAGACCUGUCAACGAGAAGAUGGAACCGAUGAUCCCAGCAAAGGCACAUACUCGCUCGAGAUUUACGCCCUGGAGAUUCAGAUGUUUGCCGAGACCAAGAACAACAAGCAGCUCAAGGCACUGUAUCAACGUGCCCUCAAGGUCAAGUCGGCCGUUCCCCAUCCUCGAAUCAUGGGCAUCAUUCGAGAGUGCGGUGGAAAGAUGCACAUGAGCGAGGAGAACUGGAAGGAAGCUCAGAGCGACUUUUUCGAAUCGUUCCGAAACUACGACGAGGCGGGCUCGCUCCAGAGAAUCCAGGUUCUCAAGUACUUGCUCUUGACAACCAUGCUUAUGAAGUCCAACAUCAAUCCGUUCGACUCUCAAGAGACCAAGCCCUACAAGACGGACCCUCGAAUCUCGGCCAUGACGGAGCUGGUUGACGCUUACCAACGGGACGACGUUCACACAUACGAAAAGGUCUUGCAACGUAACCAAGACAUCCUGGACGACUCGUUCAUCGCUGAGAACAUUGACGAGGUCACACGCAACAUGCGGACAAAGGGUGUGGUCAAGCUGAUUGCCCCCUACACACGUAUGAAGCUUGCAUGGAUCGCGAAGCAGCUCAAGAUCUCGGAGCCCGAGGUUCAGGACAUUCUGGGAUUCCUCAUCAUUGAUGGCAAGAUCAAUGGAAGGGUAAACCAGGAAAAGGGGCUCCUCGAAAUCACCUCUGAUGCCGACUCGGAGCGCAUCUAUGCUCUGCAAGGGCUCACAUCGUCGAUUGGUGACCUCUUUGGGGCCAUCUUCCGGGACGGCGAUGGGUUCCGUAACAUUGAGCAAUCGGCAGGCGACGAUCAGGGGGUGGAUAUCUCAGGUAUCCAGAUAGGAAAGGGGGCAGGCAGAGGUGGUGGCCAACACCGGAAGAAGGGUAAGGGGCCAGUCCCGGCAUGGGCCUGAGGGGAGCACAGGGACAGACAAACAACAGAUCUACUGCGUCACCGUCGACGUGACCCCGGCAGCACCAGUACCUGCGACAGCGAGGAAACGUUUGAUCCACCUAUUUCGUGUCUGUUUGCAGAAUACCCGUUCUGGCCCGGCUUGACUGGAUCGAGAAGCAGGAUCGUGGGUUGUAUCCUGCGGGUGCAUCCGUGUUGGGGAUGCGUCGACGGCAUCUCGCAUGGUACGAGGCACUGGCAACGGUGCUAUGUGCUUAUUCGUGGCGGCCACCGGGUAUCAGCAUGGUUGGGCAGCCAGUGGUUAGCGAGCAACAUGACGGUAGCAAAAGACGAAGCUGGGCUUGUGUGCAGAAAGGACCAGGGCCGAAGUGACGCCGUAUUCGGACUUGAUCCCAUGUCGUGUGUAGUGUAGCGAGACGAGUCUAGAGUAACGUAUCUAGGAUUCCAAAGAGACAUAGACUUGAACAUG